GAAGAAGACAAAAGUGGCGAAUCUGGUUUAGGGGAUAUAAAAACAAGAGAUGUGCGGAAGAGGAAGCAGAGUAGAGUAGAGUAGAGUAGAGCAGAGCAGCACAAGAUGACGGUGGGUAUGUCUACCUGGGGGUGGGACUGGGAGUUGGGGUUGAUGGUGCUAGCAUUGGCAUUCACGCUGGCCCUUGCAGCGCUGGCGUGGUGGGCGAUUGGUGGAAACGGAAAUGGAAAUUACAAAGAUUACAACCUUCCUCUGCCGCGGGGGGCCACAGGAUGGCCGCUCAUCGGAGAGACAAUCACCUUCCUUCGAGCCAUCAACAACCCUCACAACCCUCGAAAGUUAGUCGACCACCACGAGCGCAAAUACGGCCCGGUGUUCAGAUCGAAUUUGUUUGGGAGUUCAAAGACGGUGGUGACGGUGGAUCCAGAGUUCAGCAAAUAUGUGCUGCAAAACGAGGGAAGGCUGUUCCAUACCAAAUACCCGCUGUCAAUGAGAACCAUCAUUGGCAAAUUCAGCAUAUUGGCGGUGCGCGGCGAACUUCAGAGGAAGCUCCAUGGAACUGUUAACAAAUUCUUGAGCGCCGAGAUGCUGAGCUCGGAAUCCAUUGGCUAUAUCCAGAACAUCUUUGAUUUGGGAAUGCGCAAGUGGGAGGGCCACAACAGAGAAUUGCAUCUUCAGGAGGAGAUCCAUAAGGUUGUUUUGAAUUUGAUGGCAAAGAAAUUGCUCGACUUAAAUCCAGAGUACGAUAUGAAAGAAAUCGACAAACUUAGGGUUCUUGAUGACCUGGCAGGGGCGAUCGUAACCAUCCCCAUCAACAUUCCGGGCUCGCCUUUCGCAAAGGGAAUCAAGGCCAGGAAAACGCUGCACAAAAAGAUAAACGAGUGCAUAAAGGAGAGGAAGGAGCAUCCAGAAGUGGUCCGCAGUGAUCUGUUGACUCACCUUUUGAAGGAAGCCGCGUUCCCCGAGGAGGUCAUUGCAGAGUUGAUAAUGUCUCUCUUCUUUGCCUCUUACGAGACUUCCUCUAAAGCUCUCACUUUUGCUGUAAAAUUUCUCACUGACAGCCCGCGGGCGUUGAAUGAAAUGAGGGCGGAGCAUGACGCCCUGGUGCGCCUCAGGGGCAAUGGAAAGCUCACCUGGGACGACUACGCCUCCAUGAAUUUCACCCAUUGCGUGAUCAAGGAAACUCUACGACUGGGCAACGUUGCGCCUGCUGUUUUCAGAGAGACGGCACAAGACAUCAAAACCAAAGAUUUUGUGAUUCCCAAGGGAUGGGCAGUGUUGGUGUUGCUGAACAGCACACAUCUGGAUGAGAAAAACUACCCCGAAGCUCUCACAUUCAAUCCAUGGCGCUGGCAACACGAACCUCCUCUGGAGCUUUCCAAGGAUCCAUGGUUCCUGUGUUUUGGGGGAGGUGCCAGGUUUUGCCCUGGAUAUCAGUUUGCCAAACUUGAGAUGGCUCUCUUUCUCCAUUGCUUCAUUACCAAAUUCAGGUGGGAGGCAGUGGAAGAAGAUCAUCUACAUUACUUUCCAUACACAUAUAUGGUGAAGGGUCUUCCCCUCCGUCUCUCCCCUCUACAGUGACCUGCCAGAUCACUUCAAAUUACUUCAAGGACAUAUUAGCAUAGAAGUGAGGUCCAUGUCGGUAAUAAUGAUGUUCUCUUUCAUUAUUAUUAUGAAGUUAAUAAUGAUGAUAUCAUAGUUUUUACAAGGAUUAGUAAUUGAAAUUCAUAUGUACUUUUAUUUGAAGGAAAUAUUAACCUAUAAAUGAGGUUCAUGUAAUAAUGUUCUCUUCUAUUAUAAUUAUGAUGUUAAUAAUAAUGAUAUUAUAAUUUUUAUGAUGA
This is a messenger RNA of Cryptomeria japonica (Japanese cedar), 1841 nucleotides long. RefSeq names its product cytochrome P450 720B2. The record is from RefSeq and is a predicted model, not a curated record. The transcript has 9 exons. Gene Ontology annotation, molecular function: heme binding; oxidoreductase activity, acting on paired donors, with incorporation or reduction of molecular oxygen; iron ion binding. Gene Ontology annotation, biological process: sterol metabolic process; brassinosteroid homeostasis; multicellular organism development. The coding region runs from base 106 to 1581 and encodes 491 amino acids. Lineage: Eukaryota; Viridiplantae; Streptophyta; Pinopsida; Cupressales; Cupressaceae.